This is a messenger RNA of Lodderomyces pseudojiufengensis, 465 nucleotides long. It is a transcript of the gene HPA2, whose product is annotated as D-amino-acid N-acetyltransferase. Gene Ontology annotation, molecular function: N-acetyltransferase activity. Lineage: Eukaryota; Fungi; Ascomycota; Pichiomycetes; Serinales; Debaryomycetaceae. Gene Ontology annotation, cellular component: cytoplasm. The record is from RefSeq and is a predicted model, not a curated record. Gene Ontology annotation, biological process: protein acetylation. Bases 1 to 465 code for a protein of 154 amino acids. The transcript has a single exon.
AUGUCAGUAGUUAUCAGACCAAUUGAAGCAAAAGAUAAAGAAGAAUGGGUAAAUUUAUGGACAGGACCAGGUGGUUACAUUGAAUUUUAUAAAUCAUUAGAUAAAAUUACCCCAGAAAUUACAAAUACAACAUUUGAAAGAUUUUUAGAUUCCAAUGAUCCAACUUAUUGUAAUGUUGCAAUUGAUUCAUCAACAAAUAAAAUUAUUGGAUUUGCAACUUAUUUAACUCAUAGAAAUACUUGGACUAUUGAAGAUUCAUGUUAUUUAAAUGAUUUAUUUGUUUGUGAAUCAAAUAGAUUAGGUGGAGUUGGUAGAAAAUUAAUUAAUUCAGUUUAUGAAGAUGCUGAUAAAUUAGGUUGUGGAAAAACUUAUUGGCAUACUCAAUUUGAAAAUCAUAGAGCUCAAUUAUUAUAUACUAAAGUUGGUGUUAAAGAUGGUUUUUUAAAAUAUUCAAGACCUGAGUAA